Sclerotinia borealis F-4128 is the source of this 594-nucleotide messenger RNA. The record is from the annotation of a GenBank genome assembly. Lineage: Eukaryota; Fungi; Ascomycota; Leotiomycetes; Helotiales; Sclerotiniaceae.
AUGGAAGACUGGGAGUCAGUAACAAAGAUUGGAAACAAUGUCCGUGGUGGAGCUGGCGCAAACAGAGAGACGGUCAUUAGAGGAUCCUCUGCAUUGAAUGCUGCUAAGAGAUCUGGAGGAGCCAUUUCCACUGAGAAGAAAUUUGCUUCCGGUAAUGCUGGUGCUUCAGCAGAAGGUCAACAUCUCACCAAAGUCGACCGAUCCGAUGAAAUCAUCAAGCCCAAAACCGUCGGUCCCGAUGUCGCCCGCGCCAUCCAAGACGGUCGCAAGGCCAAAAACAUCAAAACCCAAGCUGACCUCGCCAAACUUUGCAACACCACCCCUAAAAUCGUCAACGAUAUGGAAAGAGGUGUCGCUACUCCUGAUCAAAAAGUCCUGAACAAUAUGGAGCGAGUCUUGGGUGUUAAGUUACGUGGAAAUGAUAUUGGAGGUUCGAAAUUCGGGGGACCAAAGAAGAGUGCUGCCCCUGUAGCAAAGGCAGCGCCUGCUAAGACGACGAUCAAGAUUGUGCCUCCUACAUCUGGACCACCGAGCGGGACACCUAAGACUGGUACUCCUAAGAGUGGUAUUCCAGGUGGGGAGGAUGAUGAGUAG